Messenger RNA from Scomber scombrus (Atlantic mackerel), 1980 nucleotides. RefSeq names its product cAMP-regulated phosphoprotein 19a (gene arpp19a). Bases 143 to 493 code for a protein of 116 amino acids. Gene Ontology annotation, molecular function: protein phosphatase inhibitor activity. The transcript is spliced from 3 exons. Gene Ontology annotation, cellular component: cytoplasm. NCBI's taxonomy places the organism in Eukaryota, Metazoa, Chordata, Actinopteri, Scombriformes, Scombridae. The record is from RefSeq and is a predicted model, not a curated record.
CUUCUUGAGAGCUCGCUCUCGGCUGCCUCGGCAAGACUCGCGUAUGUUCGCAGAGUCGGAGCACACGAGUGACAGGAUUUGUGGAUCACUUGCCCAACUAGUGAGCCAAGCUCUCGAUUAGAGAUCACGACAAUUUAAAAAAAUGUCUGGGGAUAACGAAGAAACGCAGACGGCCGAGGGGACGCCAGUGGACGAUAAGGAGGCUCAGGACAAGAUGGUCAGUCCCGAAAAGGCAGAGGAGGCGAAACUGAAGGCCAGAUACCCAAAUUUAGGAAAUAAACCUGGAGGGUCUGAUCUGCUUCGCAAACGCCUCCAGAAAGGGCAAAAAUACUUUGACUCUGGUGACUACAACAUGGCCAAAGCGAAGAUAAAGAACAAGCAGUUGCCGACAGCUGCGCCGGAGAAGACCGAGAUCACAGGGGACCACAUCCCCACCCCCCAGGACCUGCCCCAGAGGAAACCUUCUCUGGUGGCCAGUAAACUGGCAGGCUGAUGUACGCUCGGUCUUAACAGCCCCCCUGCAGCACCUCCCAGCCCUAACCCUCACCACUCAAGUCUCAGAGCUGUAACAUUACCUCUCCUACCCCUCACAGUACCACCUGUCCCCUGCCUAUGCCUCCUCCCUACUAGCCUGGACCCCCCCCAACAGGAACCCACACCUAGCACCCAGCGAACUGGCUUGCUGAUACGUGAAAUCCUUUUUUUGUUUGUUUGUUUGUUUUUUUGUUUGUUUGUUUCCACCUCAUCUGGCCAUGUUUCUACUGCCUCCUGUUGUAAUGUUUGUCUCUCCCCAUUUCGUCCAAACUGACCACCCUUCUGUUAUUGUCCUCUUACAUUUCCAUGUUCCUUUUGUUUCCUUUUUACUCCCAUGUAAGAUACACUGAAAGACAGGACAUCCAAAUGUGAGCACGAUGGAGCAGCCUGUGACGCCUUUGUUCAACUGAAGGACGACUGACACCACAGUGUUUACUGGCUGAAGACGGGGGGCGAGCAACAAAGCUGCGUCUUGUAUUGGUUGGAGGGCUUUAGUAUGGUGAUCGAGAUCCCUCAGUUUGGAAGUGUAUAUAUUUCCUUUUGUUCGGCACAGGGGCAGACAUCAGCCUUUUUAGAACAUUUUACAUCAGAUUUGUAUCAUUCACUGUAUGUCCUUAUUCUAAAUAAUGCUGUCAAUAUGCUUGAGUGAUUGACUGAAUAUAGUAAUCCAGACGCCAAGCUCAGUUCUGUUAACACUUGGAUUGUGAAACAUGGGGGGAAAGCCGUACAAAAGGACCACAGUGAAGGCCAGAGUGUCAUAUAGUACUGCAUGUGUGACCCAGGGCUCCAAAAGGCAAUCCUCACUGAGCUCCUUUUAACUCUUUAAGGUGCACUGAACAGACAUUUAGACAGAUACUGAAAAGCUCAGGUGCAGCAUAAAAAGCACCGGUUGGCAGAUAAGUGGUUCAUUUAUGUCUGCUUGGAAGUAGAAAAUGUUUAAUCUCCAAAGCAGACGAGUGAAAGAGGAGGAGAUGCUGCUGUUGCUUAAGUCUUGAGCUGUAAUGUUGACACAGUCCUCCCCUCAGAUCAAAGUCUCUAAUUCCAAGUUUUCAUGAAUGAAGCAUCUUACUAUAACAGGGGUAGAUGAGUAUACGGGACCUUAAAGCUAAAUUCCUGUCAGUAGGGACCAGUCUUUGUGCUCCAUACGCUGCACAAGUAUAAAUCUAUGGGCAGAAAUGUACUGGGAGCGGCUCUCGGCACUGGGAACAAAGAGUGUUAUGAAUUGUGUUCGGACUUAAGAAAAAUCUAUGCUCACUUUGUUAAAAAAUGCCCUGGGCCCUGUAAAGUGCUUUUCCAGGGUCCUUACUGACUGGAUGAAGCUUACCUGCAAUGUUUUAAAUCUAUGCUAGCACUACAUCCAUCUGAGCUGUGCAUGUAUAUGGCUGCCCUGCUGUCAAUUUGUGCCAUUUUGUUUUGUAAAUAAAAUAGUUUUGCACAAAUGUUUAA